Juglans microcarpa x Juglans regia is the source of this 3611-nucleotide messenger RNA. RefSeq lists its product as uncharacterized. Bases 166 to 3240 code for a protein of 1024 amino acids. Lineage: Eukaryota; Viridiplantae; Streptophyta; Magnoliopsida; Fagales; Juglandaceae. Gene Ontology annotation, biological process: lipid metabolic process. The record is from RefSeq and is a predicted model, not a curated record. The transcript has 14 exons.
ACAAAACAGUAAGAUGAACGGAGGAGACUCUCUGGGGCAUAUGCUUUUCUAAUAAGACUGAGAUUCCCAUUGCCUAUCACUGGUAUAUUGGAACACAAUACACUCUCCAUUGCCUCCCCCUUCCUUCUUCAAUCCCCAAAUCAAAUCUCCUGUUUUAGGACACCAAUGGAGUCCAUACAUAGCCGGGUGGAGUCCUGGAUCAGAGAUCAGCGGGCCAAGAUUCUCAAGGUCUCGUGGGGCCCCUUGCAAUGGCGGUUGCGGUGGCCGUGGAACAACGACGACAGGGAGCAGAGGAAGAAGAUCCAAGAAGAGUACGAGCGCCGAAAGAAGCAGCUCCAUGAUCUUUGUCUCGCCCUCAAGGCCGAGUCCGUUUUGGACUUACAGGACAUUCUCUGCUGCAUGGUUCUCUCCGAGUGCGUUUACAAGAGACCUGCUGCUGAGUUGGUUCGAGCUGUAAAUAAAUUUAAGGCUGAUUUUGGAGGACAACUUGUUUCUUUGGAGCGUGUGCAACCUUCUUCAGAUCAUGUUCCACACAGGUAUUUAUUGGCAGAAGCAGGUGACACAUUAUUUGCUUCAUUCGUUGGAACAAAGCAGUACAAGGAUGUCAUGGCUGAUGCCAAUAUACUACAAGGUGCUAUCUUUCAUGAGGAUGCCAUAGAAGAUGCUGAGGAAAUUGAAGCUUCUAAAUCUGAACAACGUGAAAGUCGAAAGGGAAAGUCAGAGAACUUGUGGAAUCCCCUUGAUACAAAAUCUAAGCAAAUAAAAGAUAAAUCUAAACCUGCUGUUCAUCGGGGUUUUUUGGCUCGUGCUAAAGGGAUACCUGCUUUGGAGUUAUACAGGCUUGCUCAAAAGAAGAAGCGGAAGCUUGUAUUAUGCGGUCAUUCACUUGGUGGAGCAGUAGCAGCAUUAGCUACCCUCGCCAUUUUGAGGGUAAUAGCUGUUUCAUCAUCGUCAAAGGAAGGUGAAAAGGUGUUAGUUAAAUGCAUAACAUUCUCGCAGCCCCCAGUUGGAAAUGCUGCUUUAAGAGAUUAUGUUAAUAGUAAAGGCUGGCAUCAUUAUUUCAAGACUUACUGCAUUCCAGAAGAUCUGGUGCCUCGUAUCCUGUCUCCAGCAUAUUUCCAUCAUUAUAAUGCACAGGCUCAAACGAUUCCUGCUGAAGCUGAACCUACUAAUUUAUCACCAUUAAAACAUAAGGAGGGGAUAGAGAAGCUAAAAGAGAAUCAUGGGGAGCAGUUGGUUUUGGGGUUGGGUCCUGUACAGCGUUCAUUUUGGAGACUCUCAAGGCUUGUUCCUUUGGAGAGUGUGAGGAGAAAGUUCAACAAAUACGGAGGAAAUCAAGUUGGCUCCGUAGAGAUGUCUUCCUCGGCUGAUUCUGUUGCAACAGCUUUGGUUGAAGAUGAUGUAGUUGAACCACAGUCUCUUGAAAUCCAAGAGGGCUCAGACGGCAUUUCCCUAAAGCCAUUUUCUGACACUAUUAAAGGGCCACCAGAUGUAGCAACAAGUGGAAAGUUAGCAGAACAAGAGAGUAGUAAAGGUGGGGAUGGUAGGAGCUGGCGCAGAGUGCCUUAUUUACCUUUUUAUGUACCAUUUGGGCAGCUGUAUCUCUUGGGGAAUUCAUCAGUGGAAUCACUGUCAGGUGCAGAAUAUUCAAAGUUGACAUCGGUCAGAUCUGUUAUUGCGGAAUUAAGGGAACGAUUUCAAUCACAUUCUAUGAAGUCAUAUAGGUCUCGAUUUCAGAGAAUAUAUGACCUGUGUAUGAGUGAUAAUCCUACAUCUUUCCUAGGAAUUGAGCAACUGCCGCAGUUUCCACAUCUACAGCAGUGGCUUGGUCUUUCAGUUGCAGGGGCUGUUGAGCUUGGCCAUAUUGUAGAGUCUCCAGUUAUUCGCACCGCUACUUCAAUUACUCCUCUUGGAUGGAAUGGACUACCUGGUGAGAAGAAUGGAGAACCUUUAAAAGUUGAUAUCACCGGAUUUAGGUUGCAUCUCUGUACACUGGUUCACGCUCAAGUCAACGGCAACUGGUGUUCCACUAGAGUGGAAUCCUUUCCCUCAGUUCCAACUUAUUCUUCAAAUCAUGGAGUGGAGCCAGAAUUGCAAAAGAUGCGAGUUCUAGUUGGAGCACCAUUGAGACGGCCGCCAAAGCAUCAGAUCGUGGCAGAUACAUUGGUGCCCAUGUUUCCUUCUGUUGAUUCAGAUGGCGCCAAUCUCAAUCAUGAAAAUACUUCGGGAUCUUUUCACGACGACAAAUUUAUCUGUCCUGAAGGUCUGAGUGAUUUUUCCAUAUUCUGUACCAGUGAUUUUGCUACUGUCUCUAAGGAGGUUCAUGUCAGAACUCGUAGGGUCCGGUUACUUGGCCUUGAGGGUGCUGGUAAAACUUCUCUUCUAAAGGCAAUACUUGGUGAAAGCAAGGUCCACACUGUCACCAAUAUUGAGAAUAUGCUUGCUGAGACCGAUGUUCAAGAGGGGAUUGCUGGUGGUUUAUUCUACUGCGAUUCAGCAGGGAUAAAUUUGCAGGAUCUGAACAGGGAGGUUUCUCGUUUCAGGGAUGAACUGUGGAUGGGAAUUCGUGACCUAAGUAGGAAGACAGAUUUGAUUGUUCUUGUGCACAACCUGUCCCAUAAAAUACCUCAAUACAAUCACUCAGAUAUAUCACAACAAAAGCCGGUACUUUCACUUCUGUUAGAUGAGGCCAAAUCUCUAGGAAUCCCUUGGGUCCUUGCCAUAACAAAUAAAUUUUCUGUCAGUGCACAUCAACAAAGAGCAGUAGUUGAUGCUGUUGUGCAGGCAUACCAAGCAUCUUUAAGCACAACUGGAGUUAUCAAUUCGUGUCCAUAUGUUAUGCCUGGUGCUGCAAGUGCUUCUUUGUCUUGGGGUGCAGCUGGUGGAGUUUCUGAUGGGAGGAUGGGUACUCAAACGCUUCUUUUUGCCCCAAUGAAUCUUGUUCGGAGGUCUUUCCAGAAGAAAGAUGUUGUUCUUCCAGUGGAGGGUGUCACCUUUCUCCGUCAGCUAGUCCACCGCGCGCUUCGGAGCCAUGAGGAGGCAUCUUUCCAGGAACUAUCUAGAGAUAGACUUUUGUUGGAAUUGGCAAGAGAACGUGCAAUUAUAGCAGAUGCGAGCGCAGAUUCCCAAGCCAAGGCGUCCUCCUUAACAUCUGCAGCGGUGGGUGCUUCCCUUGGUGCUGGUCUCGGCCUUGUCUUGGCUAUUGUGAUGGGUGCAGCAUCUGCCUUGAGGAAGCCCUGAGAAUCUCUCUCUCUCUCUCUCUCUCUCUCAUGUUUUCAGGAUUGAUAGAUGGUAGAAUAUUUCCUUUAGUGUCCAUUUUUCAGUAGAGUUAAUCUCCUAGGUUCGACUAGCAAACGACCAGCCAUUUGUGCAUUCUAUUCCCGGAUAAUAUUUGUAGGCAAGGAAGGAGCUCAGGCGUCUAUAUAUCGGAAGUUUAAAUGUUUAUCUAAAUCUAUGACUUCUGUCCUGGAUGUACAAAUUGUGUAUUCUGGUAGCAGUCCAUAACAAUGUCAUCGAUGAUUUCAAGAAAUUGCCCUUCCCCAAGAGCAUAUUUGCGCAUGCACAAUGUAAAUACCUUAACAUAGAAUUAAGCAUAUUGAUUAUGAACCCCA